Messenger RNA from Oncorhynchus kisutch (coho salmon), 1288 nucleotides. RefSeq names its product alpha and gamma adaptin binding protein (gene aagab). NCBI's taxonomy places the organism in Eukaryota, Metazoa, Chordata, Actinopteri, Salmoniformes, Salmonidae. Bases 102 to 1091 code for a protein of 329 amino acids. The record is from RefSeq and is a predicted model, not a curated record. The transcript has 11 exons.
CCUGGCCCCAGACGAAACGCUGUAACUAAGGCAACGAGACGCUACGUUCACGAAGUGGGGAUAAUGGGAGAGGAGAAAGAGAAGCAAGGAACGCUUCAAAUAUGUCCGCGUCUGAAGAUUACGAAGAACAAGAAGACACAGCGACCACUGUUCCAUCCGUCCUCAUUACGAGCUGUGACAUUGGCUUUAAUGAACAAGAUUUGAUAAAACAGAUUCUAGGCACCACAUCGUUGCCAGAGCCGUCCAAGCAGGAGGAUACGGUAGUGUGGUACCCAUGGACUAUCAACAACAAGUAUUACACAGCAGACGUCAGCCUCUGUGUGGUGCCCAGUACCUACCAGAUGACCUCGGAGAUAGCCCAGUCCAUGCAGGCUUUCAUUGCUUACUUUGACAGCACAGUGAAGGAUGGUUUGGAGCGGCUGUCUCCCUGGAUAUCUGUGGUGGAAGACUUGGCUCCAGAGGUGCUCAUCCUGGUCUGUGACCGCGUGUGUGAAAGUGGUGUCAGUAGACAUGAGGCACAUCAGUGGUGUUUAGCACACGCCUUUGAGUUGGUGGAACUCAGCCCUGAAGACCUGCCAGAUGAGGAAGAUGACUUCCCCGAGUCUACAGGAGUGAAGAGGAUUGUCCAGGCUCUCAACGCUAACGUGUGGUCCAGUGUGGAGAUGAAGGAUGAACACAGUGGGGGCUUUGGUCUUAUGAGCAGCUUGGUGGCCUCCAGACAUAACAACCCACGGCCCAGGCAGGAUACACCCCCACCGUCCUCCAGUCUGCCAGUAGAGGGUGUAGUAGACAGUGGAGAGCCUCGCAGGACUGAACCCAACCCUGACAACCGAGACACACAGGUUGACACCAUAGUAGAUCCGAUGCUUGACUUGGACAUCCAGGAGCUGGCUAACCUGACGGCUGGGGACGCGGACGUGGAGAACUUCGAACGCCUCUUCACCAAACUGAAGGAGAUGAAAGAUAAAGCUUUAUGGCUGCCUCCUGAACAGAGGAAACUUCAUGCUGAGAAGGUUGCCAAGGCGUUUUGGACGGCCAUCGGAGGAGACCAGGAUGAGAUAGAAGGCCUGUCGUCAGGGGAGGAGAGUUAAAGGGAGACUGAGGAGUCACGCUCUUCCUUCCUGUCCCCAGUCCUCUCCUUCCUGUCCCCAGACCUCCCCUUCCUGGGGCUCCUCUCCUUCCUUUCCUGUCCCCAGUCCUCUCCUUCCUGUCCUCUCCUUCCUGUCCCCAGUCCUCUCCUUCCUGUCCUCUCCUUCCUGUCCCCAGUCCUCUCCUUCCUGUCCUCUCC